AUGACGGUUCUUGACUGGCACGAGACCCUCGUUGCCUCCCCCUCUCUGGAGGGGCACUUGUGGCAAGCAACUGCUGGUCAAGCUGGGCAGUCCAGCAACACAGAGCAAGGCAGAGGUGAGACAUCGACUCGCUGA
This is a messenger RNA of Colletotrichum costaricense, 135 nucleotides long. RefSeq lists its product as uncharacterized. The transcript has 2 exons. The record is from RefSeq and is a predicted model, not a curated record. NCBI's taxonomy places the organism in Eukaryota, Fungi, Ascomycota, Sordariomycetes, Glomerellales, Glomerellaceae. Bases 1 to 135 code for a protein of 44 amino acids.